CACGUGACUCCUCCCCCGGCUAGCAUCCACCACCAAACGUCCUCCAGCAUCAUCAUCGUGGUUGUCAUCUCUCUCACUUCUCACGCUUCAUCCACCAUCAGCCGCUCCUCGGACCAGAGUCCUAAACGAGAGCCGCGGGGAGAGAGAGAGAGAGGGAGAGAGGCUUCGCGGAGUGCGCGAUUCCCCCGGGAGUAUAGAGGGAGUCGAGGUCUCCUGUGGCGGGUGCUGGUGGCGAGACGCUGGGGACAGGGAGACUCCCAGAGCCGGGCUCUGGGAAGGAAGCACGAGGGGGGUGGGGGGGGGUCCGCGCGGCGUGGUUGUGUCUCGCUGCCGUCUCUCCGUCUCUGCCGUCCCUAACUCGCCUCUCCACUCCGUUUCUCGUGCGUCUCCUGUGCCUACAAUCACUUUACUGCGUCUUGGCGUGGUGUCUCUCUGCGGUGUUUCGAGUCUUUGAUGUGUCUCCGGUCUUUGCUGUGUCCCAGUGCUGUCUCUGUGCUGUUUCUCUGUCACAUAUCUGCUGUCUCUUUCUCGUUCCUGCUGUCUCUCUAAUCUCAUUGCCGUGUCUCUCUGCCGUGUCUGGCUGCAUGCUGUGUCUCUCCAGUAAUUGCUGUCUAUCGACUGUGUCUCUGUAACCUCUGCUGUGCCUUUCUAGUCCCUGCUGUGUCGCUAGUAUCUGCUGUGUCUCAGCUGUCUUUCUGUCGUGUCUCUCUGCUGUCUCUCUAGUCUCUUUACUGUGUCUCUGCCGUGUCUGGCUGCAUGCUGUCUCUCUAGUCCUCGCUGUGUCUAUCUCGUCUCAGCUGUCUCCCAGUGUAUUUGCCGUGUGUCUGUCUGCCGUGUCUCUGUGAUCUCCGCCGUGUCUCUGUGAUCUCCGCCGUGUCUCUGUGAUCUCCGCCUUGUCUCCACAUCGACUCUUUCUCACCAUCCACUCCACAUCGACUCUUUCUCAACAUCCACUCCACAUCGACUCUCUCUCACCAUCCACUCCACAUCGACUCUCUCUCACCAUCCACUCCAUAUCGACUCUUUCUCACCAUCCACUCCACAUCGACUCUCUUUCACCAUCCACUCCACAUCGACUCUUUCUCACCAUCCACCCCACAUCGACUCUUUCUCACCAUCCACUCCACAUCGACUCUCUUCCACUGCCACCCUCUUGCGCCUCUUCUGCCCUUCUUCUUGCUCCUCGUCCAGCCUCUUACCCCCACCACCACCCCCACCACCAACCCCACCACCCUCUCUGCUCCUCCACCCGCCGCUCCAUCACCCCCAGCUCGGCGAUGUCGAACCGCGACACAACCGGCGACCUCAGCAGUGGCCCAACGAGACGCCCACCCAGGGCCCUCGCAGAAGACGUCACCGGCGGCCUAACAAGGGAGCCGAGAGGGGAGGUCGCCGGCGGCCUAACAAGGGAGCCGAGAGGGGAGGUCGCAGGCGGCCUAACAAGGGAGCCGAGAGGGGAGGUCGCCGGCGGCCUAACAAGGGAGCCGAGAGGGGAGGUCGCCGGCGGCCUGGCAAGGGACCCGGCUCGCGACCUCGCGGGGGCCCUUCGCCCCGCGCCACGUACCCACUGGGUGGUGAGCGCCCUCGCCGCGCACUUUGGUCACGACCGCGGGGCCGAGAACGAAAUCGCGGUGCUGGCCACCGGCCUCGACCAGUACCUCCAGGAGGUGUUCCACCACCUGGACUACCCGGGACUGGGCACCCUGCCCGCAGACGACUUCAGGGCACUGUGCGACGUCUUGGGCCUCACGGACGAACGCGCACGUGGUGGCGAUGGCGGUGACGACGACGACCAGAGUGAUUAUGAUGAUGGAGGAGGUGGCGGUGGUGGUUGUGGUGGCAGUAGCAGCAUCCGUCUCCUGAAGGACCUCCCACAGAGGUUGACCUUCAGACAGUUCCACGCCAGGCUGUGCGACCACUUUUCCUGCGCCCAGCGUCCACCUGGCCCCGGGGAACGCAUGCCCGUGGGCGAGGAGAACGAGCUCAUUGAAGCUCAGAUCAGGGUGCGAGACCCUGUGAGGAGGAGGAGGAGGAGGGUUGCGACGACGACAAGGAUGAUGAUGUCGAGGAACACGUGCAGCAGCAGCAGUAACAGCAGCAGCGGUAGCAGCGGCGGCAGCGGCGGCGGCGGCAACGGAGGCUGCGCGGCUUCCCCACCCCGUGGCGACGGCGAGACGGACGGGGGGUCAACGGAGGGGUCGGAUGAGUGGACGCAUCUCGUGGAGGACGAGAACGCGAGCCUGAGGGAGCUGGUGGAGGACCUGAGAGUGGCGCUGCAGAGCAGCGACGCGCGCUGCCUGGCGCUCAACGUGGCGCUGCGCAAGAGGCGCCGGCAGGAGCCCUCCGGUUCCACCCCGGGCCCUCACCCGGGUUCUCACCUGGGCACUCACCUGGGCACUCACCUGGACCCUCACCUGGACGCGCACGUAGGUUCUCACCUGGGCCCUCACCUGGACCCUCACCUGGGCCCUCACCUGGGGGGCACUCACCUGGACUCUCACCUGGACACUCGAGUAGGUUCUCACCUGGGCCCUCACCUGGACCCUCACCUGGGCCCUCACCUGGUCCCUCACCUGGUCCCUCAACUGGACCCUCACCUGGGCCCUCACCUGGACCCUCACCUGGGCCCUCACCUGGACCCUCACCUGGGCCCUCACCUGGGGGGCCCUCACCUGGACUCUCACCUGGACACUCGCGUAGAUUCUCACCUGGUCCCACACCUGGGCCCUCAACUGGACCCUCACAUGGACCCUCACCGGGACCCUCACCUGGACCCGUGCCUGCAGGUGGCUCUGCGGCACGCGGUGCACAGGGAACGCGCGCUCGUGCACGCGCAGGUGGAGACGGCGAGGAGGGUGCGCGAGGCGCGGCGCCUCCUCGCCAAGGGGCUCGCGCGCGUGCUGCAGCUCGAGGCGCUAUGGAGCAGGCACCAGGCGCAUCGCGUUCAGCGCUCCUGGGCGGCGGAGCGCGACAGAAGCUUCUCGUGCGCCUCUCUCCCGUCGCCCAGACGCCGCUCGCCCACGGGCGGCGCUGCCUCGCCCACGUCGCAAGGCGAGGAACGUCUUCUCCUCCGUGCCGUGGAGGGCCAGGAGGCGCCGGGCGAGGCCGUGGACGCGUGGAGAUGCGGGCCUCGUGCCGAGGCCGGCUUCCCGCUGCCCGGCAAGCGGCCGACGCUGCCGCCCGACUGCUGUCCCUACGGAUGCCGCAAGGGGCUGGUCAAGCGGCUGGUGCGUACGUUCAGUGACCCGGAGGGCAGCCGAGAGAAAGGUGCCGGGAGGACGUGGGAAAAAAUCGCCGCGGGAAGCUGGGAGGCGAGUCCGGCGAGGGGCCCGGAGAGCUUCCCCGGAGACUGGUGGAAGAAGGGAGGGCCUAAGGGGUCCCCGGCCGGAGGCUCGGAGAUGGUGGAGCUGAUGAGGAGGGUGCAGAGGCUGUCGGCUCAGCUGCAGGAGGAGCAGGAAGUGCGACGGCGGAAGGGCGACGCACAACAGUGGAGGGAAGGGCUCGUGGCGGAGCUGCGCGCCCGGCGAGAGGAGGGCCGGAGGCUGCAGACGGAGCUGCAGGUCCUGGAGGCGGAGCGCGUGCGGCUGUCCCUGGUGGAGGAGAAGAUGGGCGACGUUCUGCACGCGAUGCGACGCCUCGGGACGCUGAACGCGUCCAGGCACCUGCUGGGCAAGAUCCUCCUGGACACGCUGGAGUCGUGCCGGGACGUGGGCGGCCGCGACGACGCCGCGGGCCCGGAGGACGUCUCGGCCGUGCUGGACGCGCUGCGCGAGCGGCUGUCCGCGUGCGACCCGCUCGGUGCGGUGCACCUCGAGCCGCUCGGUCCGGGACAGAGGAGGACGUCCACCACAGCCGCCGCCGCCGCCGCCGGCUCCUCCUCCUCCUCCCCCGCUCCCUCCUCCUCGUCGUCCUCCUUGUUGUUGUCGUGCUGAGGGCGACAUUCCUUUCGGUUGCUCUGAAGCUUCGGGAGAGAAGGGUAUGGGGGGGGAAUGAGAGGGGGCUUUAGUAGCGAAUGAGGAUAGAUUGAAAUCACGGGCAGAGGAGGAGAGGAAGGUUCUCAAGCCUGGGCUUAAACGGGUGGGGGGAGCAGAGGAUGGAGUCAGCAGUGUGGAUGUAUGUUGAUUAACUUCUUCAAUGUAUCUUGAACUUCUUUCGCGCCGUACGUUGCCAACCAUGCUAAUUGGAGGUGGGGGGGGGAGAGGGAGGACAACAAACUAAAUGCA
Molecule: messenger RNA, 4223 nt
Organism: Petromyzon marinus (sea lamprey)
Lineage: Eukaryota; Metazoa; Chordata; Hyperoartia; Petromyzontiformes; Petromyzontidae
Product: EF-hand and coiled-coil domain-containing protein 1-like
Source: RefSeq, a predicted model, not a curated record